AGUCAAUAGAUAACCGACGCAGGCACGAGGAACCCCGAGAAGGUGUUUCCUUCGCCAGCCUCCUCGCCCCGCCGGAUUUGGAAGCCAUCUGCGGCCUGAGAGCCAUGGCCCACGGCCGCCGCCUGGCGCUUGCCCUGCUAGCGUUGGCCCUCGCCGGCUCUCAGGAGGCGCGAUCCGAACAGGAGCUCCGCUUCAAGCCCGCGCCCUCGCAGAGACCGGUGCGGCUUUUCACCGAAGACGAGCUGGCCAGGUACGACGGACGCAAGGAAGAUGAGCCUAUUUACAUAGCUGUGAAGGGUGUGGUGUUUGAUGUCACUUCUGGAAAAGAAUUUUAUGGGAAAGGAGCACCAUACAAUGCACUAGCUGGCAAAGAUUCAACCCGAAGUGUUGCAAAAAUGUCCCUUGAUCCAGCAGACCUCACUCACGACACAACGGGACUCACAGAAGAGGAGCUGCAAUUUCUGGAUGAGACCUUCAGUAACGUUUACAAGGCCAAAUAUCCUAUUGUUGGCUACACUGCCCGAAGAAUUCUUAGUGAAGAUGGCAGCCCUAACCCAAACUUUAAACCUGAGGACCAGCCACAUUUCACUAUUAAGGAUGAGUUUUAACAAUAACUUGGCAAUCCCAUGACUGUACUACCAACAACCAGAAGAGUAUCUAAAAACUGAAGAAUGUCAUGUGCCUAAAAUGGUUGUUUUCACAUCUUCGAGGAUGAUUGGUUGGUUAACCAAUAAUAUUAUGACAGGCAUGAGAAAACGGCAGUUCACAUACUGAGAUUGGAAAGUACAGUCCACUGUGAUUUUAUAGCAGACGUUAGCCUCUCCCUGUAUUUUGUGCAAAUAAUAGGGUGGAAACCCCCUGCCCCUUGUAAUAGUUGAAUGGGCACUGAAUACAUAAAACCACCAUGCCAGCCUUCUCCUGCCCCCAGAUAGGUUGGACUAUAAUUCCCAUUUUGAAGCAACUGUUUGUCCAACGUAUGGGCAAAAUGGCAUUCUAAAUAUGGCUGCUUUCAGAUAGAGUUCCUUGGCAAAUUUAAGACGACCCUAAGAACUUUAAGCAUGCUGACUGGGGAAUUCUGGGAGUUGGAGUCCAUGUAUCUUAAAGUGGCCAAGGUUGAGAAACACUACUCCAGCUAGACAAAUUAUUGUAGCAGGUUGAGAAGCUUGUGUUGGUUUAUGCUGAUUUACCUGACUGGCUGAAUUAGCAAUGUAGUGCUGGGCAGUAGCUUCCAAUUCUCCUAAGGUGAUUCAUUCUGUUGCAUUAUCCUCCCCAUUGUUUUCUUCCAGGGAAGAAAUGAGUCCUCAUUCCUCUCAGGACUUUUUGUUUUAAUACAUUCUCUGUUGAAAAAGACACCACCAAGAAAUAUUAAGUACAUGUGCAUAACUCAAUGAAUCGUUCCUCAACCUUGUGCCUUUGGGCCUUCAAUUCCCCAACAACAACAACAAUGCUGAGAGAUAUGGGAGUUGUAGUUAAGCCCAUGGGGGUGGGGGGUCAUGUUGAGAUACUGCUCUAAGGGCUAAAUGAAUGGAUCAUAAACAUAUAACCCUACCUCAGAUACCACCUCAGUUAUCUGCCUUUUACUGGGUCAGGCUAGGGCCACCAUUAUCUAGGGUGCAAGGCUGCGAUGGCCACAGGUGGGUUUCAGUAUCUCUUGGCUGCCAUGUCAUAGGCACCUGGAUUUUUGCAGCCUAGAUAUAGCAGCCUUGGGUCAAGAUAUCUAAGUAACCUAGUAGCAUUUACUCCAACUGGCUGCCACCCUGUGAAUUUCAGAUGGGGAGUGGGUUUCCUCCCAUCUCCUACCUGUCUGAACCCCGAGCUUUCUGCGGGCAAAGCAAAAGUCCCUCUGCUUAGUGGUAAGCCAUGGAACUGCAAUACAUUUAGUAGGCCAUUGUUUUUUUUUCCAUUUGGAACCAGAUGUUUCAGUAGAGAGAAGGCUACUGCUGAGAUAAGCCAUCUUUGUCCCAUUGUUCUAAAGUCUCUUGGUCAUAUAUAGUAGUAGAAAAUCUGUGUGUGUGUUUCUUUGUUACAAGGUCCCCCGCUUUGUAAUAGAAGUCCACGAGGAGGAGGAGUGAGGCGUAAGACUCAUAGCAGAGGAGUUCUAGAGCUGCUGUUUUUAGCAGCAGCAAGGGGACUUAGAAGAGGUUUGUAAGAAGUUAAUACUAACCUACUUUGCUUAGUGGUUUAAGACUGAAUUAACACAAAGUUUUUUAUGUGAUAUCAGAAAUACUAAAAGUCUGAUUCUUCAUUCAUCUUAGUAUUCAAAUGGACGUACUUGCUAUGUGUGUAUUCACAUAAUUUUCCCUUUCCAAGACUGAAUUCUACAAAAACCAGGUCUGCCAUUUUCCAGCAGAAGCAUGGUGUGCACAGCACAGCUUGGCUAGCAUCUGUACCAUCACAGCCGCUCACCCAUACUCCUGAUCCCCAGAUAACGGCCCAAUUGGAAGAAAGACUGAAGACUAUUGGACGCACUAACCACUGAUUAUGAUAACCAUGUGGAUCUGAUGUUUGGUACCUCAUGGAUAUGUCAGAUUGUAUUUCAUUUAUUACUCCUUUCUUGUAUGUUGCCAAAAUAAAAUAAUCUGAAGGCUCAACUCUACCUCAGUAAAUAGCCUUGGCCAUAUCAAACGAAAAUCAUGUCUCAUUUGAUAACA
Messenger RNA from Candoia aspera, 2651 nucleotides. RefSeq names its product neudesin neurotrophic factor (gene NENF). Gene Ontology annotation, cellular component: endoplasmic reticulum; membrane; endomembrane system. Bases 105 to 608 code for a protein of 167 amino acids. The transcript is spliced from 4 exons. The record is from RefSeq and is a predicted model, not a curated record. Lineage: Eukaryota; Metazoa; Chordata; Lepidosauria; Squamata; Candoiidae.